GCGCGUCAACACACAGUAAUUAUAAACAAACGCGGCUUUUUAAACAAGCUAUCGGGUGAAUAGCAGAAUCGUCUGAAUGUUUAACGCCUUAAAAUGCAUUUUUAUGACACAUUCAAAGCUUGUCGGUGUUUCUUUGUUAUGAAUAUGGCGACUUAUGCUAACAGCUAGCUGAGAUCCCGUUGAAAUGAAUGAGAGAUGAGGAUGUAAACAACCUGUUCAGUGAUGAUACAGUACUGCUGUCGCUGGAAAUACUCGGGUGGCAGACUGAAGCUGUGAAUAUGAGUGAUGAUAAACCGUUCCUCUGCACUGCUCCUGGCUGCGGACAGCGAUUCACAAAUGAAGACCACCUGGCGGUGCAUAAACACAAGCAUGAGAUGACCCUGAGAUUUGGUCCAGCACGCAAUGAGAGUGUCAUCAUCGCUGACCAGACCCCGACACCGACCCGUUUCCUGAAGAACUGCGAGGAGGUCGGGCUGUUUAACGAGCUUACCAGCCCCUUUGAGCAUGACUUUAAAAAGGCCACGGAGGAUGACAUCAAAAAGUUGCCCCUGGACUUGUCUCCCCUUGCGACUCCUGUUGUUCGAAACAAAAUAGAGGAGCACACACCCACUGAGUCCCACCGAGACAGCCCCCUUCCCCACCCCGAGUCAACAACCACUGACGACAAGGAGGUUUGUUUGCAGCCGACCUCUCUUCCUCCGUCCACUAUAGUCCGUCCUGCCUCCCUCCAAGUCCCCAGUGUACUUCUGGCCAGCAAUGUUAUUCAGCAAGCUCUCCCAUCUCCAACAUCUAGCUCUGUUAUAACCCAGCUCCCAUCCUCUAGUAGACCAAUAGUUCCGGUGUCCGGCACGUUUCCGGUUCUCCUGCAGCUGUCGAACGGUCAGACGAUGCCGGUCGCCAUCCCAGCCACCAUCUCCAGCAGCGUGCACAUACCCACUGCCAUCCCUCUGGUCAGACCAGUCACCGUAGUGCCUAGUGUCCCUGGAAUCCCUGGCCCCUCCUCUCCACAGCCUGUCCAAUCAGAAGCCAAGAUGAAGCUGAAGGCGGCCCUCAGUCAGCAGCUCCCUCAGGUAAGCAGCGGCGAUACAGGUGACAUCCAGAGCAGCUCGGCCAGCGAGACUCCGCCCCCGGCCCCGCCUCCAGCCGAGGAGCCCCGCCCACAGUCACUCCAGCAGCCGGCUACAUCCACGACAGAAACGCCUGUGUCUCCGUCCCAGCACACCUCCAGCACCGGCGGGCGGCGGCGGAGGACCCCCAGCGAGGACCCAGACGAGAAGAGGCGCAAGUUUCUGGAGAGAAACCGAGCGGCUGCGUCUCGCUGCAGGCAAAAGAGGAAAGUCUGGGUGCAGAAUCUGGAGAAAAAAGCAGAAGACUUGAGCAGCGUGAACGGACAGCUACAGAAUGAGGUGACUCUUCUGCGUAGCGAGGUGUCCCAGCUGAAGCAGCUCUUACUGGCUCACAGAGACUGUCCCGUGACGCUCCUGCAGAAGAAAUCAGGGAACCACCAGCUGGAGAAGGAGGACAGCGGCGGGGAGAUGUCUGUUCCCAGCAGCCCACAGAACGAGGCCAUCCAGCACAGCUCCAUCAGCACAUCCAACGGCCUCCGCUCGCUCGCCUCGGGCCCCGCCGCAGACCACAGCACAGAGGAGGAAGACGACUCCUCGCACGCCCAGUCUUCAGGAAGCUGAUCCGGCCUCUGAUUGGUCGCGUUGAUCGCCGGCAGCCAUGAUGAAACGAGGAGGAAGAGAGACGAGAGAUCCCUCUGUUCUCGAUCAAGAGUUGUGAGGUUGUGCAGAAACUCUAGUGAUUGUGUCAUGGUUUCUCCAUCUGUGGUGUGUUUGUUGAGGAUCGGGACAGAGCGCUUCACGAGUGUCCGGAUCCGUAGCGAGAGGACCGAGACUUACCGAAGCACCAUCAGAGGCUCGAAGAUGGAAGAACUGGCCACUUUAUAAUUUAUUAGCCUUUUAUAUUUUGCACACGAAGGGAGGGAAAUGUGUUGUUGUUGUUUUGAAGCAGUUCCAGCUUUAAGACAAAUCUAGAUGUGUGUGAAUGUUUCAGACGGAUCCUGGCAUGGUAAAGGAAGACUUCUGACAUGAAUGAUUGUUCAUGUUGUGAUAUGUGCCAUUUAUUUGGUAGCAGGUUAUUGAAAUUACAAUAACACACUUCUUCAGUUCAAUUAGAAUGAGGUUUAGGUGAAAUCGACUUGCCUGAGAGCUUUUCAUGGACUAAUUUUGAUAAGAACCGUAAUGCUUUUUUAUAAGUGUGUUUUUCUGCUUAACUUGCUUUGUAUCUGUGGUGUCUGACUCUUAGAAACAUUGAGAAAAGAUCACGAGUUCAUUUCUUUGUGAUUACAGUGUAAUUAAGGAAGCAUUGUAUAUGACAUUAUGAUGAAAUCAUUGUAUGUGAUCUCUUCUUGGACAAUCACUUGAACAAACCUUUACAUAAGGCUUUCUCUGUUUUCAGCAGUCCUGUCUCUAGCAUUAAACUGAAACGGAUGACCAAAAUAAAACACUAGUAAGUUAUACUAUUAAGUUACGUCACUUAGUGACAAUUACUAAGUAAGAAAAUAGAUGAAGUCUUUCGUUAUCAUCCUCUUCUCUCUAUUGGUUCACUACUGUGUAGUUCUGCAAGACUUUAAGUCAACUUGAUUUUAGUUUCAAAGGUGGAUUUGUCUUGCCGGUCGUUCUGCAUGCAUGACUGAAUUCUCUUGAGAGAGUUUGAGCGGUGUUUCAACCAUGUCUCUGUUGCAGUUGAACAUCUUGUUACUCUUAGAUUUCCAUGCAGGAAAGGGCAGCUUUACGAUUGGGGUUUUGUUCUUAUUUACUAGGUCCACUUUGGAGAAAAAAGGAUGUGAUAAUUAUUGUGUUGACGGUCAACUUGUGAAAGUUAUGUAUAAAUGAUAAUAAAUGAAAUGUUGUAAUAACUCUUUUAA
Carassius gibelio (silver crucian carp) is the source of this 2932-nucleotide messenger RNA. RefSeq names its product activating transcription factor 2 (gene atf2). NCBI's taxonomy places the organism in Eukaryota, Metazoa, Chordata, Actinopteri, Cypriniformes, Cyprinidae. The record is from RefSeq and is a predicted model, not a curated record. The transcript has 12 exons. Gene Ontology annotation, molecular function: DNA-binding transcription factor activity, RNA polymerase II-specific; cAMP response element binding. Gene Ontology annotation, biological process: regulation of transcription by RNA polymerase II. The coding region runs from base 189 to 1688 and encodes 499 amino acids.